Molecule: messenger RNA, 1492 nt
Organism: Teleopsis dalmanni
Lineage: Eukaryota; Metazoa; Arthropoda; Insecta; Diptera; Diopsidae
Product: prostatic acid phosphatase-like
Exons: 7
Coding region: 136-1374 (412 amino acids)
Biological process (GO): dephosphorylation
Molecular function (GO): phosphatase activity
Source: RefSeq, a predicted model, not a curated record
AAGUGAACUUGAAUUCAACGCUGAUAAGCUGAAUUCUGCCGGUUUUGAAACGCAAAAUCAUUUUAUUAUUUAAAAAAUUUGGCGAUUUUCGGCAGAAAUUUUUUGAUAUUUUUUGUAUAAAUAUAAGUUACAAACAUGAUUGUAAAUCAAAGACUGAGAAAACCUUUUUUCAUCGCGAUGGGACUCGGCGCGUUUGUAAUUUUGGUUAUAAUUUGUGUUUAUGCCAGCACCAGCGCAGAUUCAAAACGGUUUACGGAUGAGUGUUUCAAAUCAAGUGUGGAUACGAACAACUCAACACUGGAAUUAGUGCAUAUUGUAUUUCGUCAUGGUGCACGUACUCCAGUUGAUACCUAUCCUAAUGAUCCUUAUGUAAAAGACUCAUUCCGACCCACUGGCUGGGGACACGUGACAAAUAAGGGUAAACGCGAACUCUAUGAAUUGGGAAAGUGUCUGCAAAAGCGUUAUAAUAAAUUAUUGCAACCAUUCUACUCACCUGAUCUGGUUUAUGCACAAGCAACAGCAUCACCGCGAGCAUUAAUGACUUUAUCCACAGUAUUAUCGAGUAUGUUUCCACCACAUGGUACACCCAUGGAAUGGUCACAAAAGCUUAACUGGCAGCCUAUACCUAUAUUUUCCGAACCUCUAGAUCAAGACUCAUUACUUUUGGUGCGAACAUCUUGCCCGCGUUACUUUGAAGCACUUGAAGAGGUAUUACAACUACCAGAAGUUAAAGAAGAGUUAGCGCAGUACGAAAGUCUGUUCAGAAAUCUAUCAAUGCUUACAGGUUCAAAAAUAAGGACAGCAGAGGAUGUAAAUUCUUUAUAUAUAACACUUGAAGCAGAGCGAGCAUUUGGUUUACCACUGCCAAGUUGGACUCAAGAUUAUUUUCCUCAUAGUAUGCAAUUCUUAGCUGAACAAAGUUAUAUAUAUAAUGCAUAUACAACAGAGAUGCAAAAAAUUAAAGGUGGUCCAUUUUUAAAAAAGAUGUUUAAUGAAAUGCAGCAAAAACGGAAAGGAACGUUACAACCAAACAAUCGCAAAUUAUUUAUAUAUACUGGACAUGAUUGGACUGUGGGAAAUAUUUUAAGUGCACUUAAAGUAUGGGAACGACAGAUGCCACGCUUCGCAGUUAUGGCCGUUUUCGAAUUACAUAAAAGUAAAACUAACGGCGAAUAUUAUGUAGAGAUAUUUUUACGCAACAAUGAAUUAGGCUAUCUUAAGCAAUUGAAAGUACCGAAUUGUGAUUUAAAAUGUCCUUUGGAUAAACUAAUUGAGUUGAGUAGUGCAGUAUUACCGAAUGAGCCAUAUGAAGAGAGAUGUAAAGCAAAAAAUACUAAUUUUGCGGAACCACCGCCAAGACCAAUUGAUCAAUAGAUACAUUUUAACUGACAAACACAAAAGAAAGUGUAAAUAUCUCAGUAUUAUGUGCAGGUAUUGAUCAUAAGUUUUAAGUUUAUUGUAGAUUUGUUUUUUAAGUUAUGUAAUUCUAAAU